AGUUCUAAUAUGGUCGAGGAAGUGAAUGUAAAUCUUAGACCGAACCAUGUGCUGUUGGACCCGAACUUCGACGGAUACAAAAUAAAUUUGGAACGUUUGGCUCCAAUAUCGAAAGACAUCACUUGUCCUGUUUACCACGCAGAUCUCAGUCAAGUAACUUCUUAUAACGAAUCAAAGCAACUGAUGUUAUUUAAUUGCCUAUUCGAAGAUCGAUUUAGUUUUGAAAAAGUUUACUAUAUUGACCAAAAACUGAAGGUACACGAGUUCUAUUUAGUUUUUGGAGAGUUUCAUGAUAAUAUUGUUGCUGAAGUUUUUGUGUCCAUUACAAGUACGGUAGCUUAUUACCCAGCUAUUUCGUUUUCUUCUAAGAAUCUGGCAGUUAUCUAUAAUGGUCAAUCUGUCAUAACCUUUUUCGAUACUGGUGACAGAAGUUCAUCUGAAACAAACGAAGUACAAAAGUGGAAAUUAAUUGGAACUUAUGAUUGCGAAACUUCAUUGUCUCUGUUUUAUUCAAUCGGUAAUGCGGUUCCUGGAAAUGAAGAAAGGUUCGAUUUUACUGUCGUUACCGCCGAAAGUAUAUCCAUGAACGAGGAGGAAGGUUUUGGCGACCAGUCUCCUAAAGUUGAACUAAUAGUAAGAAAGUUAAUCAUCGAUAUGGCUAAUCAAAAUGCUGCGAAACAAAUGGGUAAAGUACAAUUUAAUGGAAAAGAAUACCCAGAAACAGCAUUCCUGAACAAAGAUGGCACGCUGCUUCAAAUAGUUGGUGUCCGAGAAUUCAAACCUAAUAAUGAUAUCAGCAAUGCAAAGAAUGCUGUCAGAAAAGACCUGAAAAUUAUUUGUUCGCAGAAUGAGAAGUUUCUAAAAGUUGACAUUUUGGAUAUCACGACUGAAGAAAAUGACCUCCAGGUGAAAAUUACUUCAAAUGUUCUGAAGUGUUUUGAUAGGAAAGAAGAAAAGCUUAUUAUUGAGUCUGAGUUGUUUUUUGAAGUUGUGGCCGAUAGGUGCAAUUGGAGCUUAGACACUGAUUCGAAAGUGUUGUCAGUGAUGUUAGAAAAGAAAGAACAGGACUUGUUGUGGCGACAGUUGUUCACGUGCAAAGAGGCACAACACUGUGUGGCUAUGAAGGAUGGCGACAGGGCAAGUGAGAAUGAUGGUGGCGAAGAGUGCGAGAAUAAACCGUACAACAUUGAGGAGCUGGAGAGCUGUGACGAUUUUACCUCAACCGAGAAGUCGAAAUGGCAGAUGUUCAGACUUAACUGGACUCACUCUGAGGACAGAGAAGAAGCAGAAGAAAAGAAACUGACGUGUUUAGCCAUGCCUGUUUUCACUGCAAAUUUGCACUCACACGAGAUCCUCUUCUCCCGUGUUUUGAACUGUGGGGAUGUUCCCGCUCUCUGCUUGAGACACGACGUAGACGCACUUCUCUGGGAGACUACCAUAAGCAACGUAGUCAACGAUGACUCAAAGCCACCGUCACCGUGGCAGCAUGCUAUGACCUUCAAUGCUCUGGGCUACGUUCAGGCUUCGAAGAGAGAGCGAAAAUUCAUAUCAUGUGCUCCAUCAGGGAAAUACGCUGCCAUUGCAGAAUGCACUCGUAGAGUUUACGUGUAUAUGCAGCCAGAAGCAAUAGAAUCUAGCCUCGUGAACAGAAAAUCUGGAAGGAAAGUGCCGAAAAUUGCAAAACAGUUUGUGAUAACUUUGGAUAGCCAUGACCCAAUUACUGGCAUUGUUUGCCUUAAUGAACAUUUAUUCAUAUCUCUAUCUUCUGAAAUCGUUGUUUACAGUAUAAUUUAAUUUAGGCGGAUUC
Messenger RNA from Symsagittifera roscoffensis, 1807 nucleotides. RefSeq names its product nudC domain-containing protein 1-like. The transcript is spliced from 4 exons. The coding region runs from base 10 to 1794 and encodes 594 amino acids. Lineage: Eukaryota; Metazoa; Xenacoelomorpha; Acoela; Convolutidae. The record is from RefSeq and is a predicted model, not a curated record.